This is a messenger RNA of Paramecium sonneborni, 463 nucleotides long. The record is from the annotation of a GenBank genome assembly. Lineage: Eukaryota; Ciliophora; Oligohymenophorea; Peniculida; Parameciidae.
AUGGGAUUAAAUUGCUCAAUUUAAAGAAAAUCGUUUUAAUUAAAAGUUAAUGAUAGAUCAUUGAAAAUGAGCAGUGAAUUUGUUUCAUUAACCUUUGAUCUUUCUUUGAAGUCUAUGAUGACAUGGUUAUUUCGUGAAAUAAAUGGAUUUAUAUUAGAUAAAAUUAGAGUUGAAGGAAAUGCUUCAAAUAUGAAAAUGCUUAAAUCAUUUCUUGGAGGUAAAAUUACAUUCAAGGGGUUUCAAAUAUUUGAUUCAUAUAGUGGAGCGAUAAACUUUUAUAAAAACAAAACAACCAAAGUAUUUUAUAAAAAAUAAAAAGGUUUGUACUUUGAUCAACAGAGAAACUAAAAUCAAAUUUUCUUGUAAAUGCUUUAGAAAGGUUAACUAGAAAACUAGAAAAUUCACAAAGAGAUUGAAACUAUUUAGAAAGCUUCUCUAAAUGGAUUAGCCCUAAAAUUUAUGA